Cuscuta campestris is the source of this 1996-nucleotide messenger RNA. The record is from the annotation of a GenBank genome assembly. Lineage: Eukaryota; Viridiplantae; Streptophyta; Magnoliopsida; Solanales; Convolvulaceae.
AAAAAGAAUUGUAAUGAUUUUGAGAUUGAAGUAUAAAUAAAAAAAUUACUUCCAAAUCCAAUAAAGCCAAGCCAGGGAUUCUACUUCAAAGAGCCGGUCUUCAUCUCCGUUCAUCUUCUCCAACUCUUUCGUAGGCGGAUCUUCAUCUCCGGUCUUCAUCUCGUGCUUUUCCGGCGUACGUAUUGGGUUCCCCUGAAUCUGCUAGUUGGUCAGAGCGUUGAUGGCUCAUCUUCAGCCCAUUUCUUCGUGUUCUCCUGUCAAUACAUCUUUCGGAGGAUCAGCUACCAAAGCUUCAUUUAGAUUUCAAAACAAAUUAAGCUAUUCAUGGAAGUUCACUUCAAUGCAAGAGCGCGGGGUAGGAGCUAGUGAUUUUCUUGGCCAUUCAAUUGCCCAGAGGACUGUGAAGUUAACUUUGCCUAUUAAAAAUCAUGGCAUCCAGUCAGCUUUGACAAGUGAUACUGCUACUGAAAGACGUGUUCCUAAAAAAUUGAAUAAAGUGGUUCUUGCUUAUAGCGGUGGUUUGGAUACUUCUGUCAUUGUUCCUUGGCUAAGGGAAAACUAUGGCUGCGAAGUUGUUUGUUUCACAGCAGAUGUUGGUCAAGGAGCUAUUGAAUUGGAAGGUUUGGAGCAGAAGGCCAAGGCCAGUGGAGCUUGCCAAUUGGUUGUGAAGGAUUUGAAGGAGGAAUUUGUAAAGGAUUUCAUAUAUCCUUGCCUACGUGCUGGUGCUAUUUAUGAGAGGAAGUAUUUGCUUGGGACGUCAAUGGCACGCCCCAUUAUCGCCAAGGCCAUGGUUGAUGUUGCCAGAGAAGUUGGAGCUGAUGCUGUUUCUCAUGGAUGCACAGGGAAGGGAAAUGACCAGGUCCGAUUUGAGCUUACCUUCUUUGCUCUGAAUCCUGAACUUACUGUCGUUGCACCCUGGAGAGAGUGGGAAAUUAGGGGAAGAGAAGACGCUAUUGAAUAUGCCAAAAAACAUAACGUACCUGUACCUGUGACGAAGAAGUCUAUCUACAGCAGAGAUAGAAACCUAUGGCAUCUUAGUCAUGAGGGAGACAUUCUUGAGGAUCCUGCAAAUGAGCCGAAGAAGGAUAUGUACAUGAUGACGGUUGACCCAGAGGAUGCUCCUGACCAGCCCGAAUAUGUGAACAUAGGGAUAGUUGCCGGACUUCCGGUUUCCGUCAACGGGAAGGAGCUCUCGCCCGCCACCCUACUCUCUCUCCUGAACGAAAUUGGCGGGAAACACGGGAUCGGCCGCGUGGACAUGGUCGAGAACCGCCUGGUGGGGAUGAAGAGCCGGGGCGUGUACGAGACCCCGGGCGGCACGAUCCUCUACGCGGCGGUGCGCGAGCUGGAGUCGCUGACGAUCGGCCGCGAGGCGAUGCAGCGGAAGGACGCGAUCGCGCUGGACUACGCCGAGCUGGUGUACGCGGGCAGGUGGUGGGACCCGCUGCGGGAGUCGUACGACGCCUUCAUGAGGGAGAUCACCAAGACGGCGACGGGGACGGUGACGGUCAAGCUGUACAAGGGGUCGGUCGCGGUGACGGGGCGCGAGAGCCCGUACAGCCUGUACAGGCAGGACAUAUCGUCGUUCGAGAGCGGGCGGCUGUACGACCAGGCGGAUGCGGCCGGGUUUAUCCGGCUGUACGGGCUCCCGAUGAGGGUCCGGGCAAUGCUUGAGAGAGGUCUCUAGUUUGGCUGCUUUCUUCUUUCUUUGGAUGGUUGCGGAUUGUUUUGGGGGGUUUUUGCCCUUUUUUUUUAUUUGGUUUGAUUUAUUUAAAGACAGAUUGAAUGUGAAGCAAGAAUAAAGAAAGGAGUAUUCUCGCUCGCCUGCGAGUGAAAAUAGUACUAAUGAUUAUGUGUUUUACACUUUCCUGCUUUGCAAGUGCAUCCUUUGUCUGGUUUUUGGUAGCUUUAAGGUCUUAAGUUUGUCUAUUGAGUGAUAGUGUGAUACUCCUAUAUUGGGUGGACUCAUGUUUUGUAAUAAACUUAUAAUUAAAGU